Molecule: messenger RNA, 6317 nt
Organism: Oncorhynchus nerka (sockeye salmon)
Lineage: Eukaryota; Metazoa; Chordata; Actinopteri; Salmoniformes; Salmonidae
Gene: mbd1a
Product: methyl-CpG binding domain protein 1a
Exons: 21
Coding region: 313-3891 (1192 amino acids)
Molecular function (GO): zinc ion binding; DNA binding
Source: RefSeq, a predicted model, not a curated record
UGCCCAGUUCAACACAUUAGUCCCCUGAAGAAGAAAAAAAGGAAACGAGAACAGGAAGACGAUCGAACGUGAUUUCGGCCGCGAUGGAAGAAGCUUUACUGUAGUUUCCCAAACAUCAGCUGACCCCACCCAAACCCCUUACCACCACAAAUGCCAUUAUGAAGAGACUAGAGACUUUGUGUAUAGACCUUCAUAUGUCGUAAGGCUACAGGCGAGAACAGAGGAGCACCUGUGUUUGCUGUGAGUCAGUAACGUUACUAAACAUGGAUGAUAAACAGUGAGUAGGCUUAACUAGAUUACAUUCGACCCGACAUGGACAGGAAGCGCCCUAAACUGCUCAUCCUAAGGAGAGACACAGUAGAGGGUAGGAUGGUGGCACGACACAUUGCUCUGGAGGAGGACACACCCCUGAGCCACGCGGCCAAUCAGGCUCCGGACCUCGGAGAGGGAGCCAAUCAGGGAGACCAGGCCGGGGCUGAAGAAGAGACCCUUGGUGAAGAGGCGCUGAUCCAGCUGGAGAGCGACAUGCUCCCUCUAGGAGCAGAGGUCCAGAUGCACACGGUCUCCAGUGAACGACUGGUUUUGGCCCAUGGGACAAGGGAAGGAGGGGGGUGUCUGGACGGGCCGCCUGGAGCCUGGUCUGAGCCCCUGGGGGAGGACGACAUUGACGAUGGGGAAGAGAUGGAGGAGCGUGAUAAUGAACAGAGACCGGCUCCUAAACGCAGGUGGAGGUGGAAGGUUCCGGUACAGGCUGACGACGACUGGGAAGAUUGCUCCUCUUUAGGACCGGGCUGGAAACGCAGAGUGGUGUUCCGACGCUCAACCACCCUGCCCGCUAAGAGGAAGUGGGACACAUACUACUGCAGUCCUUGUGGGGACCGCAUGAGAAGCAAGGUUGAACUGACCAAAUACCUCCGUGGUGGCAUGGACCUCUCUCGUUUUGACUUCCAGUCAGGACUCUUCUUGGAUGAGAAGAGCAGGUUGAAGCAUUUGAACCACUUGGAGGAAGUUCACUCCUCUAGUACGAGCACCUCCAGGGCUGGUACCCCUAUGACCGACACCCCCAGGACAGGCACUCCAGACCUGGACCGGAACCACACCCCCGAUGGCUUCCCUGGAACUCCCCAGCGCACACCACAGAGUCAGGCCAGCUUCCCGCACAUCACACAGUCCCCCACUGCUGUUAUCCACAACAGCCUCCCCACCACCCCUAAGCCAUCCCUGGCCAGUGGCUCCCCCUCUCUCCGUCUGGAGCAGAUCUCCCCACAGAGACUCAGUGCCGUGGCCUCUUCAAGCCGAGACGCGGUAAUCCCUCAUCUGUCUCAGUCUCUCCUGCCUCUCAGCCCGACCAACAACCAGCUCCUUCAGUCAGGACUACAACCACCUAGCCCAACCAAGAAUCCACUCUCUCAAUUAGGACUACAAACCCCAGAGAGGCACAGGAAGGUAGUAGUGAUCCAUAGGCCGGAUGUGGAUCUGGACCCAAUCACCUCCCCUCCCCCUCAGCACCGUUCCCUGGUAACCCAGUGGACCCAACAGUGGAGUGGAUCUAAUAUUGUGCUGAAUGGACACAGAGAAAUGGACACAGAGAAACCAACUUGUACAGGUAGACGUGGACAGGCAGAGUCAGUGGAAGUAACGUCCCUUAGGCCAGACUCCUACGGUGAGAGGAUUCAGCAGAUGAAAACAGCCAAUGACAAAGAUGCUGAGAAGAAACAGUCCCCAAGUAUUGUGUUCAGAAAGGUGGGAGGGGAUAAAUGGGUUCUAGGGGGGAAACAACUGGAGUUCAAAGAAGAGGAAUUCGGCAACAGCGGCACGACUCCACUUUACACUAAGAUGAAGCGUAAGCGGUUUGGACACAAAUCAACCAAGGUCACCAGGAGACCUAGUAUAUCGAGAAAAGCCAAGAUGAAAGAAUCUGUGAAAGAACUGGAAGAAGAGGAGGAAGAGGAGGAGGAAGAAGAGGAGGAGGAGGAAGAAGAAGAAGUAGAAGAAAAGCCACAGAAGAAGAUGAGGACUCCUCAACAGAAGGUUAAAGAGGAAGAAAAACAAGAGUUGAAACCACAGAGAAAGAAGGUACGGGUGAAAGAGAAGGAGGAGGAAGUAGAGUGGAAGCCAGAGAAAAUUGUGUAUAACCACAGCGAGGGAAGUGACUCUGAAGAGCCCCCGCAUGAACCGACUAACAUCUCACGUAUAACGGGUAAAUUGAAGAAGCGUACUCAGGGCUGUGGUCAGUGUGCUCCCUGUCAGCGUACAGAUUGUGGUAAAUGUGUCUACUGCCUGGACAAGCCCAAGAACGGCGGGGCCAACAAAAAGAAACAGAAGUGCAAGUACCGCCGCUGUCUUAAUAUGCCCACCAAAAGGGACCUAAUGGGAAGCUUUUUUAAGAAACACCUGACAGAAGACCCAGGUGGCCAGAGUGUUCCCAUUGGACUAGGAAGUGUACUUCCAGGAAGUGUACUUCCAGGAACUGUAGUAGGACGUGGAGCAGGAUAUGUACUAUUAGGAAGGACACUUUCAAAAUGGCGUAUGGUAAAACCAGGAAGUGGAUCAACAGCUGGGACAGGGAGGGGACGUGGUCGGCCCCCUAAACACUUCACCAAACGGAGGAGACGAGUAUGGAGCCAGGUCUCCUCGAGUGAUACGACAGAGACGGACGAGACUGAGGAGGAAGAGGAACCAGUCUACACCGUUACCAACCAGUCGUUGGAGCACAGCCCUGGGGGAGAGGAUGGAGAAGGAUGGGCGGAACUACAGGAGUAUGACGACGACGUGCCUGAACAAAUACCUCAGAUGUCUCCAUCCUAUAUGCCUGUAAACCCCAGUAGUGGUGUAUCUGGGUCAGAGGAACCCUACCCCAGCAGCUGUGUUCAGCCCUACCCGCAGAGCUGUUACCAGGGCGACCAUGGCAACCUCCAGUUCAUCAGGAUGAACGGCAACCAAAUUACCAUCACCCCUGGCCCCAGCCUCGCUUCUCAGGUAGCCUCCGCAGUCCUGGAACCUGCAGUUGAACCCCUGUCAGUUAACUACAUGACAUCUGAACCAACAGCUGUGCAGCAACUAGGUCCACCUCUGCACCAGCCCCUUACUGAGCCCUCGUCACCGUACAGUAUGAGCAGGACAGAGACGGCCCCGCUGGACUACACCGAGGAGGAACAGCUAGUAGAGCUGUACGCCGAGAUACCUCGAACCGUCAUCCAUCUCGGACCACCUGACCUGCCAGAGGUCACGGGGUCAAAGGUCAUGCCUGGGUUGACCACCGAGGUCAUCCAUGAUGUCACUCUUGAUGAUGUCACUCCAGAGAUCACAGAGACCUUCAGUCUGGCCGACGUCAGCGAGUCCUGUCGUGACGAGAGGGAGGCAGCUCUUUUUGGGUUCCUGAGGGCCCUGCGCCGCACGGUGCUACCAGCCCACUGGGUAGGGGUCAUGGCCAGGGGACCUCUAAUACAACUCCUCCAGUGCUCUAAACUCUCUACCAUGGCUGACACAGUUCUCCAGAUCCAACCUGGCUUCUGCUUCCAGGUGACGGUACAGGGCCAGCCCCUGCUGCUGACCCACCCCCUGUAUGAGGUCCACCCUCCCCACCUCGGAACCAUCACCCAGCUGGUGACUCUGCUGCUGGAUCUGGAGAGCCUGAUGGUCUGCCCCGGCUUCCCCGUCAGGCUGCCCGCCCUGGGGGACAGGGGCAUGGAGGUGAUGGAGCCGGUUCUUUGUGUGAGGGCGGCCAUCUGUGAACUGCUGGUCCCCCUGGAGGAGGAGAGGUGUGAGAGGUGUCGAGACAACAUUGUGGAGGAGGACCUGGAACUUAGAGAGGAGGAGGACCUGGAACUUCUAGAGGAGGAGGAGGACCUGGAAUUUGAGCUGGAGUUGGGGGAGGAUGGGUGGGUGUGACUGGAGUGGGUUUGAACCCCCGGGACAAGACUGUGUUAGCCUGCUGAGCUAAAUCCUAAACUUGUGUUAGCCCACCAAGCCAUAACUCUAGGCAGGUUUACUUGUUAUGCAAGUGUGGUUCACGGAACCAACUAAAUACAGGGACCCAAGGCCAGGUUGCUCAUCAUACCAGCUCGGUUCACCGUACAGGACUUUGUUUUUGGAGAGCCAGGACGUGGAUUGGUCUCCAACCAACGCAGAAGUGCCUGCGUGUGAUUGACAUUUCAAUUUGGUGCUUUUAGAAAUAGAAUGGCUAGAAAAGCAUUCUAUUCAUUGUAUUUCUAUGACUAGAAUUUUUACUUUACUUAUGGACAUGACUGAAAAAAUGUCUUCCGACACAUCACUGGUAGUUUACCAUUAGAUCAGGCAGACCAGUACUGCUUUUUACUUCUGCAUUUGACACUUAAUGCAUUAAUUGGCAUUAAAACAAAUGAAAGUUCUCAACAACUGGGAUAUCAACAUGACUACUUGUCUUUGGUUUCUGGACCGGCUGUUUGUUUUUUUAAAAACAUUUGUUUAUCAGUCAUCACUGUAUUUCAUAGACUACGUAACACUAGUAGCAAUGUGUGUAUGGAAGAUUGGCUGCUUAACGUUAAUUUAUGAUCUAGUAACGUUAUACAUACAAUACCAGUCAACAGUUUGGACACACCUACUCAUUCAAGGGUUUUUUUUCUUUAUUUGUGAAGUGUUCUACAUUGUAGAAUAAUAGUGAAGACAUCAAAUCAAUGAAAUGAACACAUAUGGAAUCAUGUAGUAACCAAAAAACUGUUUAACAACUCAAAAUGUGUUUAAUGUUUGAGAUUCGUCAAAGUAGCCUCCCUUUGCCUUGAUGACAGCUUUGCACGCAGAUCACCCCUACUUGUCAUAAUAUGGACUUGGUCUUUUACCAAAUAGGGCUAUCUUCUGUAUACCACCCCUACCUUUUCACGACACAACUGAUUGGCUAAAACGCAUUAAGAAGGAAAGAAAUUCCACAAAUUAACUUUUACCAAGGCACACCUGUUAAUUGAAAUGCAUUCCAGGUGACUACCUCAUCAAGCUGGUUGAGAGAAUGCCAAGAGUGUGCAAAGCUGUCAUCAAGGCCAAUGGUGGCUACUUUGAAGAAUAUAAAAUAUAUUUUAAUUUGUUUAACACGUUUUUGGUUACUACAUGACUCCAUAUGUGUUCAUUUCAUAGUUUUGAUGUCUUCACUAUUAUUCUACAAUGUCGAACAUUUUACAAAAUAAAGAAAAACCCUUUUGAAAGAGUAAUUGUGUCCAAACGUUUGACUGUAUCAACGUGUGUAUGGAAGAAUGUCUGCUUAACGUUGGGACUACAUACUCUGUUCAUUUAAAAAGGUUCAUAAUGGAACUUCUGAUAUCUUCCUGUUGCAGGAACAUUUUUUGGGGCGCAUUUUAAGUAUGGAACUAGCUAGUUUGUUUCGUCUUUUCAAGAACUGUGAACUGCCACAGUGACGUUACCAAGUAGAGGAUACUGCUGCUUUAUCCCUUUUCAGGUUAACUUUCACAUUAACAACGGCAUUAUACUUGCUUUUCUGGUUCAAAGUUCAGUUAUUUUAAUAUUUCUGGUUCUAUUUUCAGAGUUCUAUUAUUUCUGGUUCUAUUUUCAGAGUUCUAUUAUUUCUGGUUCUAUUUUCAGAGUUCUAUUAUUUCUGGUUCUAUUUUCAGAGUUCUAUUAUGUCUGGUUCUAUAUGUGAAUUCAAAAUGCAUUUAUUGUAAUACAUUUUAUAGAACUAGACCAUCACUAUCUACUCGCCCCAGCUGACUGAACCAAAGUGCUCACAGGCUGGCUUACCAUUUGCUCCCAAUAUUUCCCGAGACAGUUGUAGUGUUGGAAUGAAGGUCUGUGUCGGUAAGAAAUGCUUUUGAUUAUGUCUGUAUGUUAUGGACUGGAUAGUCAGUGAGAAGUGAGACGUUGAGCACAAUCAGAAUCUGUUGCAAAUGUAACGCUGUACCCCCUGGACUGACCCCUACAGACAUGUCAUAUAGUCCUGUUGACCCCUGGACUGACCCCUACAGACAUGUAAUAUAGUCCUGUUGACCCCUGGACUGACCCCUACAGACAUGUCAUUUAGUCCUGUUGACCCCUGGACUGACCCCUACAGACAUGUCAUUUAGUCCUGUUGACCCCUGGACUGACCCCUACAGACAUGUCAUUUAGUCCUGUUGACCCCUGGACUGACCCCUACAGACAUGUCAUUUAGUCCUGUUGACCCCUGGACUGACCCCUACAGACAUGUCAUUUAGUCCUGUUGAUCCCUGGACUGACCCCUACAGACAACCAAUCACCUUUUUUUAUGUUCACGUGGAACUGUUCUCUUGGCUUUGUUAAAUAAAAUGUUUUCAAAGAUGUUAUAUGUUGUUCACAGGAACAACAUGCUCCGACAA